GUUGUAAAAUUAUAUCAAUAAUUUUUGUUCUCAUUUAUUUCAUUUCCAAAUGCCAAAAAAAUGAGGGAACAUGAUUUGGAACAUUGUAUUUUAUGUAAAAAUUUAAGAAUUAUUGGUGGUACUGACGCGGAUCUAAGAGAAUUUCCUUUCUUUGUCUCAAUAAGAUAUAUCAAGGAAAAUAAAAUUAUUUGUGGCGGUGCUAUCAUUAGUGACCGACAUAUUUUGACAGCAGCUCAUUGUUUACAUUCAUUUCAAGAUUCAUAUAAUAAGCUAAGAAUAAAUACAGUAGAAACUUCAGCACAAAACCGAACUGGAAUAAGUUAUCAAAUUGAAAAUAUUUUUUUCCAUCAAAAGUUUACUUCAAUGAUGAAAACAAUGUCCAUGAACGAGAAUGACAUUUCAGUUAUAAAGAUCUAA
Molecule: messenger RNA, 417 nt
Organism: Ceratosolen solmsi marchali
Lineage: Eukaryota; Metazoa; Arthropoda; Insecta; Hymenoptera; Agaonidae
Product: chymotrypsin-C-like
Exons: 3
Biological process (GO): proteolysis
Molecular function (GO): serine-type endopeptidase activity
Source: RefSeq, a predicted model, not a curated record